AAAAAUACAUGUACGUGUACAUACAAUUAAUACUACUACUAUUACUAUUUAUAGGCUAUAUUCAAGGAAGAGGAAACUUUAAAAUCCACAAAAAAUGUUUAGUUGGAAAAUAUUUUUAGUGUUGAUUCUUUAAUUGUAAUAAUCCAAAAAUUGGAUUGAAGAAUCAGAUCAUCAAUUCCAGUAUUUUAUUGUUACAGUGAACAGAAGCACAUGCACAUAAAAAAAACAUCAUAAAAGAGAAAGUUACCGGUCCAGAAUAAGUGAAGUAUGUUCAUAUUGGUCCUUCCCCUCUUUCCUGAUCCCAGGAAAUGGGUCGACCCAGCGAGCGACCCCGCCCACACUGGAAGGAGUAGGACGAAGACUUCUGCUUUCCUGUCAGUUGCAGUCUCUGCUAAAUUCGCGCAUGAGAGUCUUGGAUUGGGUCCCUGGUUUAGUUGAGACUCCUGUCUGGACAGGAAGGAGCACCUUGAGCUGCUUUGGCUCAGCAUGGACAGCGCAGGGAGGAGAGUGGUGGUCUGUGACAAUGGGACGGGGUUUGUCAAGUGCGGCUUCGCUGGAUCCAACUUCCCGGCCCACAUUCCGGCCAUGGUGGGUCGACCAAUCAUACGGUCGAACACCAAAGUGGGCAACAUCGAGAUAAAGGACCUGAUGGUGGGCGACGAGGCCAGCGAAUGCCGCUCCAUGCUGGAGGUGUCCUACCCCAUGGAGAACGGGAUGGUGCGCAGCUGGGAGGACACCUUCGGCCCCGGCCGCCUGGACAUCGACCCGCCCCAAAGCAAGAUCCUGCUGACGGAGCCGCCCAUGAACCCCACCAAGAACCGGGAGAAGAUCGCCGAGGUCAUGUUCGAGAAGUACCGGUUCCACGGCAUCUACGUGGCCAUUCAGGCGGUGCUCACUCUGUACGCUCAGGGUCUGCUCACCGGCGUGGUCCUCGACUCGGGGGACGGCGUCACCCACAUCUGCCCCGUGUACGAGGGCUACUCUCUGCCCCACCUCACGCGCCGGCUGGACAUCGCGGGGCGGGACAUCACGCGGUACCUCAUCAAGCUCCUGCUCCUCCGCGGCUACGCCUUCAACCACACGGCCGACUUUGAGACGGUGCGCAUGAUGAAGGAGGAGCUGUGCUACGUCGGGUACAACAUCGAGCAGGAGCAGCGCCUGGCCCUGGAGACCACCUACCUGGUGGAGGCCUUCACGCUCCCCGACGGGCGGCAGGUGCGGGUGGGGGGGGAGAGGUUCGGGGCCCCCGAGGCUCUCUUCCAGCCCCACCUCAUCAACGUGGAGGGGGCAGGAGUGGCGGAGCUGCUUUUCAACACCAUCCAGGCUGCAGACAUCGACCUCAGGGCCGACUUCUACAAGCACAUUGUUCUGUCAGGAGGGACCACCAUGUACCCGGGACUCCCAUCCAGGCUGGAGAGGGAGAUCAAGCAGCUCUACCUGGAGAGGGUGCUGGACGGAGACACCGAGAAGCUUUCCAAGUUCCGGAUCCGCAUCGAGGACCCUCCGCGGCGUAAGCACAUGGUGUUCCUGGGCGGCGCCGUGCUCGCCAACAUCAUGAAGGACAAGGAGUCCUUCUGGCUGAGCAGGGCGGAGUACGAGGAGAAGGGCAUGGCGGCGCUGCAGAAACUGGGGGGAGGAGUCAGAUAAGAGGGGGGG
Molecule: messenger RNA, 1656 nt
Organism: Pungitius pungitius (ninespine stickleback)
Lineage: Eukaryota; Metazoa; Chordata; Actinopteri; Perciformes; Gasterosteidae
Biological process (GO): Arp2/3 complex-mediated actin nucleation
Cellular component (GO): Arp2/3 protein complex; actin cortical patch
Molecular function (GO): actin filament binding
Source: RefSeq, a predicted model, not a curated record